AUGUACUUUUCGCGGCCCGGAGUUGAACCAGCGCCCUGGCAUUAUGAUCCGAAUCACAAUGUAACGAUCCAGAUUGUCGGUGAGAAGGACUGGCAUUAUUCACCAGGCAAUCCGCACACGAUUGGCGGAUCACGUGGAUUGCUAGAUGCACCUUUGAACUUUCUGGAUCAGAGCACCGUGAUACCGAACACAGGGCCGCUGGGUUGCUCGCAAUACAGUCUACGGCCAGGCUCCGUUCUGUACAUUCCACCAGGGCAUUGGCAUUCAGUUCUUCCAGUGAAGGGUGAGUGCGUGUCUGUGAACCUGCGGGUGGCCAACAUCCUUCACGCCAAGUGGAUCAGCGAGGUUUUGUUUGCCACACUUGCAAUGACGGCAAGAAGCCAGACUAUGCAAAUGAUGGUUCGGCCUUGCGACUUCGACGGUGCUGGCGAGAGUAUGACGCAGCAGGCGGACCUAGCUGUACAAGAACUGCAUGCAGCUUUGCACCGAUGCCGUCCGCCUCGCUGCUUUCCUUUCCAGAAUGCGUAUUCUGAUGGUUUGAGGCUGGGUGCUACGCUGGGCUACUUGGAAGCUGAAGGCUUUUUAACUGACUGGACUCCAUCCAAGACAUGUACUGUUGGAGUAAAUCCACUGCUGUCAAUUCUUCCAAAGCGUAGAGAUGCCAAUGCUAUGGUGAUUGACCUGCGCUCCAUCUCUAGUUUGACUGGUUCAGAGUACAUGAGGUUUUCCCUGCAUUGCGGUGCAGCCCUCUACGACGCAGUGCAGACACUUGCCCGCCACGGCAAGGCAACAGUAGAUGAGCUAAGCCAACGUGGUACACUAGUUCACGGCUGCAAAGAUCAGCCACUGAAGAAGAGGCGGAAGGAUGAAAAACUGCCAUAUGAAUUAGUGUUACUGCUUAGAGUGCUUCUUCAUGGCAACGUGCUGUUCUUGAAUGAGGAUGGCUGA
This is a messenger RNA of Durusdinium trenchii, 948 nucleotides long. NCBI's taxonomy places the organism in Eukaryota, Dinophyceae, Suessiales, Symbiodiniaceae. The record is from the annotation of a GenBank genome assembly.